Neospora caninum is the source of this 1743-nucleotide messenger RNA. RefSeq lists its product as hypothetical. Bases 1 to 1743 code for a protein of 580 amino acids. The record is from RefSeq and is a predicted model, not a curated record. NCBI's taxonomy places the organism in Eukaryota, Apicomplexa, Conoidasida, Eucoccidiorida, Sarcocystidae. The transcript has 2 exons.
AUGGCCCUCGUUGCACCGAUUGCGCCCGCCUCGGCGUUCGUCCAGGCACGUCGACGUUCUCUGACGCCGCCGAGGCAGGAGGAAUGCCAGUUUGAGUACGCGUCUUCCUCUGUCGUCGCGUCUUUUCCUCAACAUAGCAUCGCCCCUUCGCGAUUUUAUUCCGUCCAAUCCACCCCUCGGACGCCGGCAACUGUAGCCGAAGCAGCCGCCGACGUCGCGUUGCGAGCCGCUCAGGCGGCAGUGGCGGCGGCGCACGCAGCCUCAAUUGCUGCGGAUGAAUGUACAAGUCGGGAUAGCUCAAACAAUGCAAGGUACGGGGCGGAGAUUUCCCCUGCAGACUCUCCGGGCUUCUUCGGCAAACGCUUUCUCCCUGUGGAAGACGCCCAGUCAGUGAGCGGUUCGCGCUGCGCGACAGCGCGGAGCUCGCUGGACGCUCCAGCCUUCAGGGUGGUCAGCGAGAUGCGAGACGCUCCAGAGAACUGCGUUGCCAAGGUGACAAAUCCCGAAGGUUCGACCGGCGGAUUGCCCGUGUGUCAACGCGCGACGACGACCUCGGUCCUUAUGGCCAAGUUUCAAGGAAGGAAGCCUCUCAGUCGCACGACGUCGGCUAUGCCCGCUACAGGGUCCGAAGUGUAUCAAGUCACGCGAAAGGUUCGCGAGAGCGGGGGGCGGUUCGUGGGAGUUUCCGCUGCGAGGGAUCAAGAGCGCUGCGCCUCGGUCGGCCACGUCUGUGCAAAUUUGCCUCCCGGGAGCGAUAUUAGCAGCCCUACUCGCCUGAGCAGCCGUUGCAGCUACAGCAGCGUCGAGAGGGACUCGAUCGUAGCUCUCGCCGUUACGCCUGCUGAGUCGUUGCCAGGUGGUUCCACGUGUACGCCGCUUUUUUCGGGGUUUUCCGACCAAAAACCGUCCCAAGGCACAGGCGUGCCUCUUCUUGUCGUUAGUCGCCAACAGGAGGACGACGACGCGUCAUCUGCCUUUCGCCGACUUGGGAUUGUGCGCCAAGUCACCGGGGAGAGCAGCCGCAUGACGAGUCGCAUGAGCGUUUUCAUGGAAGAUGCUGCAGCCGUUGCCAUGUCUCUGGCGGAGGACGGCUCUCUCCACGCGACUCCCCAGAGCAGGGAAGAAAACGACGACAGCUCCCAGAAAACGCCGGCGCAAACACGUCCAGAGCCUCCUCGGUGUCUCGUCAGACACGCCUCCAUGCCUGCGUUUAUGCCUGCCGACGAACAACGACAGAAAGUGCUAAAGGACGGCAUUCCACCCACGCUGACUCCACAGGAUUUGCUGAAGCUGCAGAGGGAAGCGAAAAAGAACUUCAACUCCCAGACCUUCCUGUCAGGCGCUACUCUCAAGAGUCUGUUGAUGGCACCGGACGAGAAGGGUUCGACGCUGCUCGUAAAAGCUCCAGAGCCCAAAGCGGAACAAUCUUUCGCGUGUCGCGCGCUCGAAGCAGCUCGGGAGGCUGCUGCCGCUUCGCCCGGCGGAAAUUUUGCUCGAACUUUGUCCCUUCCUGAGGAGACGGUGCCACGCAUGUCCUUCAUUGUGAUGGACGACGAAGAGCAAGAGGAACGCGAAACCAAAGGCCGACGGCGUCGAAGAGUGCUCAUUCUCGAAGAUGAGGAUGAGUUAGACAUUAUCGCUGCUGCUGAUUAUUACAAGCGCGACGGUUUCUCUACGUCCUGCAGAAACAUUGGCGACAGAUGCAGAAGUUUCCUUCAGAAAAUGGUUAGGCUCUGCUGGUAA